Molecule: messenger RNA, 3858 nt
Organism: Sorex araneus (European shrew)
Lineage: Eukaryota; Metazoa; Chordata; Mammalia; Eulipotyphla; Soricidae
Gene: B3GALT9
Product: beta-1,3-galactosyltransferase 9
Exons: 1
Coding region: 1885-2859 (324 amino acids)
Cellular component (GO): membrane
Molecular function (GO): hexosyltransferase activity
Source: RefSeq, a predicted model, not a curated record
CUUCUUCCUAUUGGAUAGCAAUAGAAAAGAAAUGGGAAUCAUAAUUCUAUUGUGAUUAAGAGUGAACUUUGGAGGGCUAGAGCGAUAGGAUAACAGGUAGGGUGCUCUUCUUGCACACUGCCAACCCGGGUACAUUCCCUGGCAUCACAUGGUACCACCAGGAAUGAUCCCUGAGCAGAGAGCCAGAAAUAAGCCCUGAGCACUGCUUGGUAUCGUUCAAUCCCCCCAACUCUCCCCCAAAAAGAGCGAGCUUUUUGGAAUCUGACAGGCUUUUGUUCAAAUCGUGGCCCUACUCUAUCCCCUUACUGAGUGAUCUUGGACAACUUAUAAACUAGAUGUUCAUCUUAAUUCCAAAGACAAUGUAUCCUAAGGGGAAGCCAAAGGAUUGACAGGAAUCCAGUGAACUACAGUAGAGGGACAUUGGGUCUUCGGUGAUGGAUAUGGUAUGGUAACAUACUUAUGAAGAGGGAAAAAACUAUUUCUAAAACAGCAUUGUAGACGAAUAUUAAAUUGGAGGAAGGGAGGAAGAAAAUUUACCUAAAAAGUUAGGUUGGUUAGCCUAUCACAGGGAUAUUACCAGUAUUAAAGAAAAGUAUAUAAAGUGCUUGAUACAGCUUAUGGCACACAGGAAAAGUUUAGUAACAGGUAAUUCUUUGCUGGGAGGGUUGGUUGAUGGACACUCCAAUGAAUAUAGAAUUAAUUCCUUUAAUGUUCCCUGUCUCUGCCUUUUUGCAAUAGCGCUAAUAUCUUUCCAGAUGGAUUGGUGCCAUCCUCUCUGAUGAGGUGGAGGAAAUCUGGCAUAGGUCCAUUCUAGAUUUCCCAAAAGGUGUGACACAGAGUGUGAAUCUGCUCAUCUCGACAAAUGUGUUGGGUGAUUAGGGGGCCAAACUGACAAUAUUCAAACUCUGUAUUAAACUGGAAAGUCAUACAAGAAGGAUGUAAUUGUUUGAUAGUAGCCAUUGAGCAGUGGCCAACAAUAGCUACUGCUUCAUGGAAAAUUAGCCCUUCACCUUUGUAAUAAGAGAAGAAACUGAUCCAAGUUAUCAGGUCCAGAAAGAACACCAUAUAUUUUGCCAUAGGCUUUUAACACAAGGGUGUCACUUGUUGCAAAAUACCCAUGUGUCCCUCUUCUUUUCCCUUGUCUAAUAUAGUCCCUUAUGUAUCUUAAGUAAGUCUUCCUCCAAACAAACAAGAAAAUAACCAGCUAACACUUUAUUCAGUAUUUACUUUGUGUCAAAUGAUGGAACCAGAAGUGCUCAAGAGAAACAGAAUGCCUGCCAUUGGGAAAGCCACUGUGUAGGACAGGCAGCUAACAAAAAUAAACACUUAGACUGGGGAAUAGCUCAAACAGCCAGAGCACAUGCAUUGCAUGCAAGAGGCCAGGUUCCCGGGGCCAGAACAAUAGUACAGUGGGGAAGGCACUUCCCCUGCACAUGGCAAACCCAGGUUUGAUCCCCAUCAAGCAUAUAUGGUUCCCUGAGUCCUGCUAGGAAUGAUCCCUGAGCUCAGAGCAAGAGUAACUCUGAGCACCAUAGGCCAAGUUUCCAUCCAUCCCUGAUACAUGGUCUCCAAAGAACAGCUAGGAGUGCCCCCUAACCACUGAGCCAGGAGUAGCACCUGAGCAUCACUGCGUGUGCCACCUAAACCAGAAAUAACUAAGUGCUAAGGGGUGUGAACUGAUAAGCACAAACACAGGAGGACAAAACCAAGAAUGCUGAUGACACUUGAAUGAACAUGUGUUCUUUUCGUGUUUAGGUAACAUUCUGCAGACUUCGAACUCACCAGUGGUGCUUCAUUCUAUUUAAUGCUGUCUUAUUUCAUGCUUUGUUUUUUGGGGCUGAUUUUGUGGAAGAAUACUUUCUACAUACUUUGCCCUACGUCGAUAUGAAAACUCUUGAAAUUAAAGAUAAAGCCAGAAAGUUGAAUGUGGAACCACUAAAAAGCAAUCUUUCCAAAUAUUAUAUCCUGAAUCAGCCAGAGGUCUGUCAAGGGAAGAAUGUAUUUUUGCUUUCUCUUAUCUUCAGCCACCCAGCGAAUGGAACAAGGCGUGACCUCAUCAGGAAAACCUGGGGUAACAUGACCAGUGUGCAAGAGCACCGAGUCCUUUCACUGUUUGCCCUGGGAAUGCCUGUUUUGGUAACUACCCAGCCAGAAAUAGACAAAGAGUCUCAUAAAAACAAGGAUAUAAUUGAAGGCCUCUUCCUGGACAGUGCUGAAAAUCAAACCCUGAAGAUCAUCUCGAUGACACAGUGGGCUGUGGCUUUCUGCCCUAAUGCCCUGUUUAUUCUCAAGAUUGACGAAGAGAUGUUUGUCAAUCUUCCAAGCUUGGUAGACUAUCUUCUCAAUCUAAAAGAACACCUUGAAGAUAUCUAUGUAGGAAGAGUUAUUCAUCAAGAGAAACCCAACAGAGACCCUAAGAGCCAUGCAUUUGUUCCCUUUAGCAAGUAUCCAGGGAAGUACUACCCAGAUUACUGCAGUGGUGAAGCCUUUAUUAUGUCCCAAGAUGUGGCUCGUAUGAUGUAUAUAGUUUUCAAAGAAGUACCCGUUAUGGUGCCUGCUGAUGUGUUUGUAGGGAUUUGUGCCAAGUCCAUUGGUCUUGUACCCAUCCACAGUUCAAGGUUUUCUGGGGGAAAGCACAUCAGUUACAACAGAUGUUGCUAUAAAUUUAUUUUCACAUCCUCAGAAACUACAGAUGCUGAAAUGUCCCUGGCAUGGGAGGAAAUUAACAGUGGAAAGAAAUGUACACUGUUUGAGACUUACUACGGGCUCAUUUCCUGCAAAAUUCUGACAUACCUUGAUAACUUUAAAAGUUUUCAUAUGGGAACUAUAAAAGAUAACCCCAUGUAUUUUGGUGACUAAGGUUUUUUCUUUCCUUUGGCUUUUGGGCCACACACAGUAGCGUUUGGAGGGGGAGGGACUGCUCUUGGUAGUGUUCAGGGUACCAUGUGGCUCAAACCUGGACUUCCCCUAUGCAAAGAGUAUGCUCAGCCCUUUGAGCUAAUUUUCUGGCUCUUUUUUUCUGUAUAGGUUUUUUCAGUUACCACCUACCUUGUGAUAGAAAGCAUGCUUACUUUGUGUGUGGUUUUUUUAUUUUGCUUUUUUUUUUCUUUUUGGGUCACACCCGGUGAUACUCCAGCCCCUUUAAAUGUUUUUUUAUGGGCCUCAAUGGGCAGUGAUCAGGGGUCACUCCUGUCUGUGUGUGGGAGAAGAGGGACUGUGUGUUUCUGGGAACUAAACCAGGUCUCCUGCAUGCAAAACAUGUGUUUUGAGCUAUCUCUCUGUGUGCUGUGUGUCUGAAUCUCUACUCAUAUUUAGCAAGAUGCAAAAUAUUUAGUGAUCUGAUGUGAUACAGCAGAUUGAGAACACAAUAAAGAAAUUUAAGUUUGUGUACCAUGGUUCUUUUCAAAAUCAAACCUUCAUUCAGGAAAAAAAGAACAUUAAUAACCAAGUGUUGUUUCUCCUUAUAAUUGGUAAUUAAAAAAAUUUUUUUAUCAAAUUGCCAUGACUCAGUUAUAACAGUGAAGACUGACUUUUCAAAAUGCUCAGAAUUAAAAACACUGCAAUAAAGGAAUUUAACAAAAUGUCCAUUUUAUAUGCAUGCAAAACACAUUUUACUAAUCUGUUGGGAUUACAUUUAAACUUUUAACUGCUUAGUAUAUACUGACAUAAAUCUCAAUAGGAUGAAGACUCAGGUCUUUGGGAGGGAAGAUGAUUCAAAUGAAAGAAUGCAUGCCUUACAUGUCUAAGUCCCUGAGUUCCAUGCCUGGCACCACAUGGCUUCCCUGUUCCAUACCACCACCAGGUGGCACCACCAUGGCUUUCAUGGUUCCACCAUCACCACCAUUGCUGGACAUGGUC